This is a messenger RNA of Haliotis rubra (blacklip abalone), 705 nucleotides long. Its product is annotated as triose phosphate/phosphate translocator, chloroplastic-like. The record is from RefSeq and is a predicted model, not a curated record. The coding region runs from base 34 to 705 and encodes 223 amino acids. NCBI's taxonomy places the organism in Eukaryota, Metazoa, Mollusca, Gastropoda, Lepetellida, Haliotidae. The transcript has 3 exons.
AACCAAACACGUUACGCGUUGAAGUUACCAAUAAUGUUUGACUGUUCUACUGAAAAGUGGACGUUCAUCUUUGGUUCCGCAACAUUCAUCGGCUGGGCUGUGACUUCGUUCCUUUGCCACCAGUCUACCUAUCUCUUCUUGGGAACAUCCGCCAACGUCCAAGAUAAUGGGCUUUUAUGGGCGUCUAUCAUUACACUAUGUCAGGUUACCAUGUGCUGUCUGCUCACCGAUCUACGUCUCUGGCGCCCACGUUCCACAGAGGCCAAAAAGAUCAUAUGGGUGAAACUUUCCUGCCACGCGUUGGCUACCAUGGCAACAAACUACAGCAUGACGAUGGUACAUGCAUCGUCAACAUUCGCCAUAAAGCUCCUGGAACCAGUAACCAGUGCCAUUAUUCAGCGUCUGGCUUUAGGAACACCUGUACCACCCUCCGCCUAUAUUACUCUUCCUAUCAUCAUAGGAGGUGCUGUUGGUUUUUGUGGAAAUUCUUUUAACACGCCCUUGACAGCUGCUGGUAUUGCCGUGGCCUUCGCGUCCAACUUAAUCCUGGCCUUCAGAAACGUGGCUAUCAAACUGGAACAGAAGGACACUUCCACUUCAAACAUCCAGCUGAGACCAAAGAGAUUUGUCUUCAGCAUUGCAGCGUCUUCCACGUCAUCUACUCCUACAUCUCCACCAACAUCGUGCUUCUCUACAUGUCUGUAG